CAUCGAUUUUGUUCGCCUAUUAUUUAUCCCUUUCGCACUCAACCGCAGCCAAGUCAGCUUGUUUUCCAUCGCCAGCAGCAUGAGUGACACCACGAAGCUUCUAAGAAUGCUAGUAUCAAAUUCAACAACACCUAGCGAGUCCGGUCGCUGUAUAGUGGUCGAUCUGAAUUUAUUGGAAUCUGAGGGGGAUCCGCUUUUCCUCCUAGUGCGGACUCGACUCCGUCCUCCCUCACAAGUCCUGUCCUUUGCCUGCCUUACGUUGGUAUGCAGCGCCCUGUUCGCGUGUUGGAAUUUCGGUCGCCUAGAUGCCUUUGAGUUGCUUUUGCCUCUUGACACGUAUGUGUGUAGAAAACGGCAGACGACUGAGGCGAAUGCAAAAAAGAAAGAUGAAUGCGCUGGACCUCAUGCCUGAAAACUCAAUUCUCGUCUUGGCUUCAGGUACCGGUGGAUACCGAAUCAUAACAAAACAA
Messenger RNA from Aspergillus neoniger CBS 115656, 470 nucleotides. RefSeq lists its product as uncharacterized. Bases 80 to 412 code for a protein of 110 amino acids. NCBI's taxonomy places the organism in Eukaryota, Fungi, Ascomycota, Eurotiomycetes, Eurotiales, Aspergillaceae. The transcript has 2 exons. The record is from RefSeq and is a predicted model, not a curated record.